Molecule: messenger RNA, 1284 nt
Organism: Thlaspi arvense
Lineage: Eukaryota; Viridiplantae; Streptophyta; Magnoliopsida; Brassicales; Brassicaceae
Source: the annotation of a GenBank genome assembly
UAUAUAGGUGUGAGACCCUCUUCUCCAUUCUUCACUUCACUCCUACGUGAAAACCUGCAACUUAAUUUCCUCAUAUUUUCUUUAACUUCUCUUAGAUUAGACUUAGGGUUUCAAAGUUAGAACGAGAGAGAAGAGAAAAGUGUGUGUGAGAGAGAGAGAUGAUGCAGACUCCGUACAAUACUUCAACGCAGGGGCAAUAUUGCCAUUCUUGUGGAAUGUUCCACCACCAUAAUCAAAGCUGCUGCUACAACAACAACAACAACAACUCAAACUCAAACGCCGGCUCUUACUCGAUGGCGUUCUCCAUGCAAAACGGCAGCGUUUUCGAACAGAACGGCGAGGGUUAUCACUCCUCCUCCGUCGUUGACUGCACUCUCUCUCUUGGAACUCCUUCUACGCGGCUUUGCGAGGAGGACGAGAAACGCAGACGCUCUACUUCCUCUGGUGCUUCCUCUUGCAUCUCCAACUUCUGGGACUUGCUCCACACCAGAAACAACAACAGCUCCAAAACGUCGCCGUAUAGUAACGUUCCUUCUUUCUCCACUGCUAAUCCUAUCAAGCCAACACGCGGUUGCUCCGGCGGUAACGGCAGUGGCAGUGGCGGAGGCGACUCUCUCCUCGCCAGACGCUGUGCCAACUGUGACACCACGUCUACUCCACUAUGGAGGAAUGGUCCUAGAGGCCCUAAGUCCCUAUGCAACGCAUGCGGCAUUCGUUUCAAGAAGGAAGAGAGAAGAACCACAGCGGCUUCAGGCAACGCCGUCGUCGGAGCUCCACCGGUAACAACCGAUCAGUUCGGUCAUCACAAUGCUGGCUACAAUAAUUACAAUAUUGCCAACGGAAAUAAUAGUAAUGGUACUUCGUGGGCUCAUCACACGACGCAGAGGGUUCCGUGCAAUUAUCCGGCAAACGAGAUCAGGUUCAUGGACGAUUACGGAGGCGUUGGAGCUAACAACUGUGACUCCGACGGUUCUCACGGAGGCGUUCCGUUUCUUUCGUGGAGGCUGAAUGUGGCGGAUAGGGCAAGUCUUGUCCAUGACUUUACCAGAUGAAAAAAGAAAAAGAAAUUGACGUUAGAUUCUUAAAAGUUUCCAUGUGUUUUAAUUAUUUUAUUAUGUCUAAUUAAAAAAAAAAAAGAAGAAGAAAAUGUUUCAAAAAAAAAAAAUAGAAGUGUAUAUCGAGAGACGAUGUUGAUGGUAUUUGAUAGCGACGGUCUAACUUAUGGUUUAUCUAUAAAGUACCGUUCUGGUCAAAUUUUAAAUCAUUUUUCUAUUUCUAAUUGAA